Molecule: messenger RNA, 790 nt
Organism: Heteronotia binoei (common prickly gecko)
Lineage: Eukaryota; Metazoa; Chordata; Lepidosauria; Squamata; Gekkonidae
Gene: GFY
Product: golgi associated olfactory signaling regulator
Exons: 3
Coding region: 294-740 (148 amino acids)
Source: RefSeq, a predicted model, not a curated record
AGUCCUCAUUCCCAACCACCUGGCCCAACACCCUGCAAUCAUCCCCUGAAUCCACACCGGCUCCUGAGACACUCCUUGCUCCUGGGCCUGACACCACAUCUCCACCUGAUCCUUCCCUGCCACAGCAAAACCAGAUCCAACCUGUAUUCUCCCCCAAGCAAACACUAAGGGCCAGGCUGUUCCAGGGGAAGACAGGCCGGGCUCCCUUCAAGUUUCCCCCUGACACUGAGAGACACGAUUCUGGAGCAAGCCAGCAGUGGGUGGCUGCAGCAGGUGAAGUGGAGAUCGUGCUGAUGGAACCGAAAGGCCGGCUGCCAAUGGGGGAACCCCAAGGGACAGGCAGCCAUGCAAUGGGGCUCUUCCUGGGGGGCUGUGGUCUGCUGCUGUGUCUUUUUAUCGGCAUCUAUUGCACCUACAGCCGUGGGGCCAAGAAGGAGCCUUUUUCUCACCAUCGGCUGUAUGAUGAUGGAUUUGACGAUCCUGCUCUCUUCCUGGACAACCCAAAAGAUUAUGACUGGUUCUUCUACGAGACGGAUGGUUAUGUCUACCCCACGCCUUCCCAAACCUAUCCCAAACCAAUCCAGACCCUCUCCAUCCCCACUCUGAAACAGCCUACCUCUGCACUUGAAAAGUCCUCAGGGAAGCUGGAAACUUCAGAGGUCACACCGGAUGCCAAGCCAUCCUCACUGAGGCUAGAAUGUCUGUCCCCGGCCAACCUACAUACCAGGAACUUCAUGUGAGGCUCCCAUUCUCUCCAGAAGUCUGGGCUGGGUGCAAAUCCCUUUUCCCC